Molecule: messenger RNA, 1677 nt
Organism: Aaosphaeria arxii CBS 175.79
Lineage: Eukaryota; Fungi; Ascomycota; Dothideomycetes; Pleosporales
Product: ankyrin
Exons: 1
Coding region: 361-1587 (408 amino acids)
Molecular function (GO): protein binding
Source: RefSeq, a predicted model, not a curated record
GGAAUGGAUAUCAGCGGAAGAGCCUUGCCGUGGGUUUUGAAUUCAAGAAUGAUACAGGUUUUGCGGUCACCCGAUUUCUCUCCUCAAAAUAGGCAUGAACAGAUAUUGAUCACAUAUGCACUCAGCCAUUUCUCAGAUUUGGGAUCCUUUUUUGGCUUUAGUGAUUGGACGUAUGAUAUCAAUGCUGAAUUAUGCACAGGAAAAUUGAUGUUCCGAAUCUACUUGGAAAUUUCGGGCGGAGUCAUGAACUCAUUCAGAUCAGGCAGCCGCACGUGACGAGCCCGUCAUAUAAAGUACCCCUCCUCUCUUUCAUCCUCCAAGUUCCACCCACCAACGACGCCCUUUCUCCACGAGCCAGCGAUGGAGGAGGAUUUGAAGCAGGAAUCGUCUCUAGCGAUGCACCUAGCCGUCUGUCGUGGAGAUACAUUUUCACUCCAGACUCUGAUCGAAGCUGGGUUUGAUGUUAACAGAGAUAGUGAAUAUGGCGCGCCCCUUCACGUAGCCGUCAUGGCUGAACAAACGGAAGCUGCCCAGAUAUUGGUGGGUGCUGGCGCGGACCUCGAGGUUCUAUACAACUACGACAUGGAAGGGCAGGAUGAGCCUUGCAACCCACUUCGCCUGGCCGUACACCUAGGCUGCCGUGACAUUGUCCAACUCCUCUGGAAGGCUCUUUCCGCCCGCAGGAACCCCAGAACGUAUCGGCCCGGAGGACAGGCAGAUCAAGGAGGUUGGGGGCAGAGUUCUCUUCUUGUAAUUGCUGCCGAUGAUGACUAUCCCGAAAUCACGAUGGAUCUGCUAAGCUUCUCGGAUGAAUGGGCUCCGGAUGAGAGGGCCAGUGCACUUAACUGUGCAGCCCGGGUAUGGUCGGCCGGUUCAGUACGUGCUUUACUCCAGAGUGCACAUUUCACUGAUGACGAGAUGUCUUGCUUUCUGAAAUCAUGCUGUUCCGGGCGACCAAAGUGCUUCAACCAUUUUCCGUACCGCGGCAUCUGUACCCACGAGGAUUCUGUAAGGCAGGCGCAAUGUGUGGAAUACCUUCUCGAUGCAUACCCUGGGGCAGACUGUAUCCGGAUCCUCCACCGGGCCGCUCAAAACGCAUACUGUAUCGAAACACUCCGCUUUACGCUUCACCGCGGCGUGGAUCCCAACUCGCUUGAUGGGGAAUUGAAGACGCCGUUACAUCGUGCAGUAAUCAGGCGCGUCAUGUUCAGAGUCAACAAAGAUGGAGCAUUUUUGCUUCUCGAGAACGGUGCGGAUCCAAAUAUUCCUGACGUCGACGGCAUGAGGGCGUUACACCGGGCUGUAGAGCUAGGGGGAGACAUUGAGGUCGUGAAAAGGUUACUCGAGGCUGGAGCCGAUGCGGAAGCGCUAGACAGUGAAUCUGCUACUCCGAUGAUCACUGCUGCGUACUCUCGGCUUUACAACAUCGACGGGUGGAGAGUAUUACAGAUUCGAAUAUUGAAACUCUUACUAAGAGCAGGCAACGGUAAAGCUAGUAUUGAAUGGGAAGAUGAUCGAGGUAGGAGUGUAAAGAAAUGGGCAAAGGAGAACAAAAUUCCUGACCAGUGGCUGGAACUUGACGAAUAGCAGGAAUACCCAAUUGAUACGAAGAAUCUGACUUUCUCUGGGUCGUUCAAUAUGUGCUCAGGAAAUCUGGCUGCACGACCACGGGCGACG